Molecule: messenger RNA, 2160 nt
Organism: Solanum pennellii
Lineage: Eukaryota; Viridiplantae; Streptophyta; Magnoliopsida; Solanales; Solanaceae
Product: asparagine--tRNA ligase, cytoplasmic 1-like
Exons: 6
Coding region: 101-1843 (580 amino acids)
Biological process (GO): asparaginyl-tRNA aminoacylation
Cellular component (GO): mitochondrion
Molecular function (GO): ATP binding; nucleic acid binding; asparagine-tRNA ligase activity
Source: RefSeq, a predicted model, not a curated record
UCAACUAGAAUAACUAACUAAAAGGUCCCUAGGGUUUUUAUUCAACCCAAACAAAUCCCACAUUUCUGUUUCUCAGCCGCCGAGCAACCAAAACGCCAAAAUGUCAGUCGAUUCAGCGCCGCCGGUGGAAAAACUCACCCUAAUCGACGUCGUAGAGGAGGCGAGAUUCUCUCAACGCGUUCCGAUCUGUUCAAUCGUCGGCCGUACCGACGGAGGAGCUGGACUCGCCGGAAAUGUUGUCAAAAUCGGUGGUUGGGUCAAAACAGGAAGAGAACAGGGCAAGGGUUCAUUCGCUUUCCUCGAAGUGAAUGACGGUUCAUGCCCAGGGAAUCUCCAAGUGAUCGUUGAUGCUUCAGUUCAUAAGCUUGGUGAUUUGGUACUUACUGGUACUUGUGUACAUGUGGAAGGUGAAUUGAAGGUUCCUCCUGAAGGUGCGAAGCAGAAAGUUGAGCUUCGUGUUCAGAAGGUUAUAUCUGUGGGUACUGUUGAUGCUGCUAAGUAUCCAUUGCCGAAGACUAAGUUGACGCUAGAGUUUUUAAGGGAUGUUGUUCAUCUUCGAUCCCGAACGAACACUAUUUCUGCUGUUGCUAGAAUCCGUAAUGCCUUAGCUUAUGCCACCCAUACAUUCUUCCAAAACAAUGGGUUUCUUUAUAUCCACACCCCAAUCAUCACAACAAGUGAUUGUGAGGGUGCUGGUGAGAUGUUCCAAGUUACUAGUUUGAUAAGCGAAGCUGAAAAGUUGGAGAAGGAGCUGAAAGAGAAUCCUGCUCCUUCAGAAUCUGACGUUCAAGCUGCUGAGCAACUCGCCAAAGAGAAAGGUGAGGUAGUUGCUCAGCUAAAAGCUAGUAAGGCGAGCAUGGACAAAACUGAUCCCAAUAUUGCGGACAUCAACAAGAAAAUCAGUGCUGCAGUCGCCGAGCUACAACGAGCUAAAGAGAAUCUCCUGAAGUUGCAAGAGAGAUCUAAAUUGGGAGAAAGAUACAGACUCUCUGCUGGUAUUCCUAAAAAGGAUGGAAAGAUUGAUUACUCUGAGGAUUUUUUUGGACGACAAGCUUUCUUGACAGUGUCUGGCCAACUCCAAGUUGAAACCUAUGCAUGUGCACUUUCUAGUGUGUAUACUUUUGGACCAACUUUUCGAGCUGAACAGUCCCACACUACUCGGCAUCUUGCAGAGUUCUGGAUGGUGGAGCCUGAAAUUGCUUUUGCUGAUAUCCAGGAUGAUAUGAAUUGUGCUGAGGCGUAUGUGAAGUUUCUGUGUCAGUGGUUACUUGACCAUUGCCUUGAUGACAUGGAAUUUAUGACUAAAUUUGUAGAUAAAGAUGCUCUGAGUAGACUUAGAAUGGUUGCCUCAUCGAACUGCCAUCGGAUAACUUAUACAGAAGCCAUAGAUAUUCUUGAGGUAGCAGCUAAAGUGAAGAAAUUUGAAAAUAAAGUAGAGUGGGGGAUUGACUUAGCAUCUGAACAUGAAAGAUAUUUGACCGAAGAGCAUUUUAAGGCACCUGUUAUUGUGUUCAACUACCCAAAAGGGAUAAAAGCAUUUUACAUGAAGGUGAACGAAGACAACAAGACAGUUGCUGCCAUGGAUCUGCUUGUACCAAAGGUGGGAGAACUAAUUGGAGGAAGCCAAAGAGAAGAGAAUUAUGAAGUCCUCAGAUCAAGGAUACUGGAUAUGGGUCUACCACUAGAGCCAUAUGAGUGGUAUCUGGACCUGAGGCGCUAUGGUACUGUAAAGCACAGUGGUUUCGGUUUAGGUUUUGAACGAAUGAUUCUGUUUGCCACUGGGAUAGAAAACAUUCGGGAUGUCAUUCCCUUCCCUAGAUAUCCAGGGAGAGCCGAUCUUUAAGCCAUAGCGAUAGACAUGGAUACCUAUUUAUUUUUUUUGAAAUUAUGACACCAUUUUCUAAAUUGUAAUUGCUAUUUAAAAGUUCCAAACAAAUUCAGAUACAGGAAACCUGUAUCAUAUUGUAAUCUCUCAGGAGGGGUUGGGGUGAGUGGCUGAGCGCGUUUGCGGUGUAUUUCAUCUAACACUUGCUGCUGGGUUUACAAAUAUGCAUUCUGGUUUUUAGUAAAACUGAUUUUGUAGAUGGCUUUGUUGGACAUAUCAUAUUUCUUUGUUAUUGGAAAUGCUGUCACUUUGUUUAUGUGAUUUUCUUGGUUUGA